ACUUCCAGUAAUGGUGUACAGUUAGGGAAAAGCUUGUUCGUUUUUACUUGUGUGCAUUAAGUUGUGGUGCAACAUUAAAUUCAAAACAACACAGUGACAUUUGAGACGUACUCAUUUUGAGUGGUCUAUCUGACUUCUGUAAUUGGGAGGCCAGAAGGAAGAUUGUUAUGGUGACAUCCUCAAAUAAUUAUCUUAGCUGCUGAAAUGGGGGAGCCUCAUCCAUUUGGGGUACCCUUCCAGCAGCCAAACACAUCUGGAGCUGAUCCACAAAAUUCUUCAGCUUACCAAGAUUCAUCAGGUACUCCAAACCUGUUUGCUGCUACGGGUCUGAAAUCAGUGUUCGGUUCACCAGCUCCAAAUGGCCCAUCAAGUUUCUCCAAAAGCACCAUCUUUGGAGGAUCAGCAUUUGUAAAACCCUCAGAAAGUGCCUUUCCUACCUCAGAAAGGCAGAACAUAUUUGGUGGCACCUUCCAAACAAAUACAAAUAGCUCUCAGUCAUUACAGUUACCAAAGACAGAAGCUAGCACCAAUGUUUCCCAGCCAAGUUUUUUUGGUAAAACAUCCACAUUUGGUGAAGCGCCUUUCAAAUCUGAGGUGGUGCAAUCUGGUGUGUUUGAGGGUACAUUCGGUGUUUCUCAAACUCCCAAUGCAGUGGUAAAUCCUUUUUCCAAUGCAACUUCUCAGCCCAUCGAGGCAGCAAGCUCUUCCAAAGGAAGCAUAUUUGGUGGAGCUACCAGCAAGAAGGAAGACUCUAUUCAUCCUUCAGGUUUCUCGCUGUCAUCUCUGGGUGCUGAUGGUGGCUCUGACCAACCAAGGAAUGUUUUUAAAAGUACCCCUGCUAAAGUGCUCAGCUAUCCUGAAACAUCCUUUGGGAAACUCUCCUCUAGUGACAUUGUCUCCUCAUCUCUACCUCACAAUAUGGAACCCACUGAACAAUCAGAGAAAAGAGAAGGGUUCCUGUCAAAGACAAAUCAAAAACAUUUUAGAAACAUGGAACCAGACAGUAUUGGAGAAGAAAAUCAAAAUCAACCUAGUGGUCAAAGUCAUGACAGCUCUAGGUCUACUAAAAUCAAACGAACCGUUUUUGGAAAAGCCAUUGCUGAUGUUGCAAAGUCCUCUGACCGUAAGCAGCCAGUCGAAGAAUCAAGAUCUAUUAUUUGUCACCCAUUAAAUGGUGAUCUUCCUGAAGCUCAGGUUUUUAAGAGUCAUUUCAAUCAAUUUGGCCUAGCUCAUGUGACAACUAGUAAAAGCAAAGAGAAGCCCUAUUGUAUUGCAACAUAUAAGACACAUGAAGAGGCCGUAGCAGCAAUCAGGGGAAGCAAAGUUAUCAAUGGAGUUAAAUAUAAAACCUUUUGGAGAAAUUUAUCAAAAGCCAGGAGUAAAUCAACUGAGGAAGUGAAGUCACCAGAGCAGAAAAAGAAACCCUCUAGACGAUCUGAAAUGGAAAUAGAUUCUUCUGUACAGGAAGAAUUAGAGGCCAUUUCAGGGAUGGAUUCAUACCUCAUUCCUCGUGAUGCUUCCUUAAAGAGAAAAGCUGGGGUAGAGCUAGAUUCUCGCAGAAAAUCUCGACCCAAAACAGUUGGCCUUGACUUGGAAUUAGAAGGAAAAAGUGAAAUAAAUGAUUCUGGAAAAAGGUCCAGCAGUGCCUUCUCUGGAUCUGAAAUACGUAAAGAAUCAAGUAAGCCUCCAGCUCGAAAGGGAGCAAGAGGUGAUGAAAAGUUGCCCAUUCGAGCCAGGGUUGUACCAUCUUCAAAGAAAACGGAAGAGGUUGAUGAGAUGAACCAAGAUAAAACAGAAUCAAAUGUUCCUCAAUCAACUGCAGUGUCUACAGCCGCUAUGUCUGAAUUAUUAGAAAUUUUGAAGCAACAAGCAGUCUCAACAGAUGACAAAUUACGAGUUUUGGAUGCACGAGAUAAAUUAAUGAGGCUUAGACAAGUUAAGCAGUAUGACAUAUCAAAGGCUGUGAAAACUGUUGGAACAUGUCCGGACAUGUGCCCUGAAAAAGAACGCUUGCUGAGAGAAUCAAGAAGACAAAUAUCUCAGUAUGAGACACAUCCUUCAAAGCCCAAUGAAAUGGUACCUAGUUUAAUGGUGAAGCAGUAUUCACGAAGUUCUGCUGAUCAAGAAGAGCCUCUCCCACAUGAGCUACGUCCACCAUCUGUUUUAACUAUGACAAUGAAUUAUUUGAUGCACACCAUCAUGAAUCUAGGAGAUCAACCCGGUGAAAAUUUAGGGGAGUGGUAUCACUUCCUAUGGGAUAGACUUCGGGGAAUUCGAAAGGAAAUUACUCAGCAAGAGUUGUGUGACACAGAUGCAGUACGUCUUGUAGAGCAAUGUGCAAGAUUUCAUAUUCAUUGUGCUGCACGCUUAGUUGCCGAAGACCCAAGUGUCUUUGAUGAUCGUAUAAAUACUGAAAAUCUUACAAAAUGCUUACAAACAUUGAAGCAUAUGUACCAUGAUUUGUGGACAAACAAUAGUGUCACAUGUGAAAAUGAACCUGAAUUUGUCACUUAUUUUCUCCUGCUUAAUCUGAAUAACGGGACAAUUAUGUGGGAGAUGGAGCAACUUCGUGAAGAAGUCCUCAGAAGUCCUGAGAUUGGUUUUGUGGCUGCAAUGUACAACACCCUUUCCUCAAACAAUUAUGUCAGGUUCUUUCGUCUGGUGAGACGGGCGUCAUAUUUGAAUAGUUGCCUAUGUAUUCGUUAUUUUUAUCAAGUUCGAGCUAAUGCACUGCGCACCCACGUGAAAGCCCUUGCAAAAUUCAGACCAGUCCAGUAUCCUAUGGCGUCCCUUUAUGAAGACCUUGGCUUUGAAAAUGUUGAACAAGCAACUGCAUUUUGUAAACACUAUGGGCUCAUGGUUGAAAAUGAAUCCUUGGGUGCCACUGCUGUACUGUCUCCAGACACUUUAAAGAAUCCAACCUCUGUCUUAGCAUCAGUACGUGCUAUUCAAAUGGUGGAAACCAAGAAAGUCGGGAGUGUUGGUGAAGUUGUGAAUGGAGCAACACUUCCACCACGAUCAUUUGAGACUCAUAACGUCCAUCAUAGUUUUGAUAUGAAUGGAUAUUUGUAUGAACAUGCCUUGUAUGCUAAAGACCAAGGUGUGCCAGAUAUGGAAAUGAAAGCUGGUGAUAGAGAAAGCUCUCAGAUUCAAGAAAAUAGAAGCCAACCAACUGAAAGAGAGUCAUCUAAGAUUAUUCCACCUCUCUUAAGUGAAACUAAGACUUUGCCUCAAAACUUUGGAAGCUUAAAUAAUCCGAAGUUUUCUUUUACAUCAACAUUGUCUCAUCCUUCAUCAAAUACUGGAACUGGUUUCGGGAUAUCUCCAAGUCCAAUAUUCUCACCUGCUUUUACAAUGCCGCAGCAUGCCCAUGCAUCUUCUGAGUUACAGCAGAUUGGGAAAUUGAACACACCACCAGCAUCGAGCAGUGUAGUACCUCUCACACGCACAGUUUUCCAAAAAAGUUUUGUUGAUGACUCCAAUGCUAAGAUUGAGGCAGAGAAGAAAGCUCAAGAAUUGAUUGCAUCAAUUGACAAGCAUUCAGAAUCCUUGGUCGAUGAUAUUUUACUGUCAAGUGUACGGGAGGCUAUUACUGAAAUUGUUCAUUUAGAAUGGAAAUCCGCUGAAGAGGAGCAGCGACAAGCUGAAGAACAAAGGAGAGCUGAGGAACAGCUUCGAGCACAGGAGGAGCUGAGGAAAAGAAUUCUAGAUUCCCACAUAGAAAGAAUUUCCAAUGAUUCCCUUACAGAGAUUAUGCAUGAUGUUGUUACACAGUUAAUAUCUGAUACAGCGUUCGAAUCCUAUUCAUCUGAGGUGGAACUUGUUAGACAAAUCAUAUCUGUGUCUGACGAAUCCACAAGUGCUCUGAUCAAUCUUGUCACUGAAGAAAUGUGUGAUGAUAUAGCAUCAGAAGAACUCAAGAAGUUGCAAGAUGUGGCAAGAUUAGAGGCUGUGCAGUGCCGAGUGAAGAAAGUCUUUUAUCAUUGGUUGCAAAGGGCACGGCGGUCUCUUCACAGGAGGCGAGUGAUGGAAGAUUUUCCUGCCAGUGUUAUUCCAUUGAGCAUUAAAGAACAUGCUGAGCGGUGGGGAUUUCCAGAAAAUAUGCAGAUUUCUGCAUCAAAGCGAGAGGAAAAACUAAUUGACUUCUCAGAUAUAAGAACAAUAUCAGCACACCCUCAGACAACAUUCGCUGAACUUAUUGGAGUUCAAACGGUUCAUAGAUAUGAUGCUGUACGCUCCAAACUUGGAUUGCGGCCAACUGAUAAAGUACUUUACAAAUUGUUUGUGUCUUUGCCAGAAGAAUCUCUUGAUCCAGCAACUCAAAUGAUCGAUUGGUGGAUGCGCAGAGUAUUUAAACAGAAAUCAAGCAUGCUUGUAGAUGAAGUUAACAGGGGUGUUUAUCGUCUUGUGAGUGGUCUGAAAGUUACAUCUGAAAUUGCUGUAUAUGCCAGUUUGCAGACAGUUAAAGGGUGUUAUGCGCUCGAAAAGCAGUCCAGUUUAGUUUCUGGCACAAGUGCUGUCCUAUUUACUCUAUCACCUGCCAGUAACAUACAGGAGAGCAGAUCUCGUUUAAACAUCCUCUUCAAAUCUGCCAACAAGUUGCCACCUUUUCCGCUUGUGGUUGCUGUGGUAUGUGCUUCAGAACCACCUAUAGAUGGACUGAAGCAAUUGGUUCUCGAAUUGGAACUCGAUCAGUGGCUAGGCUCUGGAGUAAUUGCCGAUUAUCAAAUCUUGCAUGUUCAAGAACUAUCGGACAUUAAGUACCUCUCAGAUCGUUUCAACAUGGCCUUCAACUACAUGGUGAUGACAUGGACACCAAUUCCUGAAUUUUCUCUUGUGUGUUUAAAGAACGUUUUAAGAAGUACUUUUCAAAUGUUUUAUAUAUCUAUUCAAUUUAAUUAUAACAGUAGUGAGAUUUAUCCACGAGACAUUGAUAACCCAAAUGUUAUUAUUGGAUUGUGCAAUGAGUGGCUAAGUCACAUGUGUCAUGAGUUUGUAACAUCAUACAAUGAGGCCAAAGACUUAUGUGCAGAGGAAUUUUGGCCACUUCUUCAUAAGGGUGCUUUCCUUCCAUUUUUGAAUCAACCCAACUACAAUCAACUUUUGCAAGAGGUAAUUAAAGAUGUUUGCCUACCAACAAUCGAAUGGCCACCUUUGUCUGAAGAGGCAUAUGAUAAUGUGCUGACUGAGUAUUGCUCUUGGUUACGACCUGAUGAACACAAGCAAACUCUUAGGAGACUGUCAUGUUUGAAUGGCCUAGAAUGGACUCAAAAAGUAAAAUCCAUGCCUUGGGUCAACCUCAUUGAGGAUUGGAUGGAAGCUCGAAUCAAUUAUAUGGAAACAUCUGGGCCUGGAUGUGAAAUAUUGUGUUUGAUGAGAGCGCAAAAUGUAGAAAAUCUUUAUACAUAUCCAUGGUGGGCGCAAUCUAAAUACAUCAUAUCUUAUCUUGAAAUGAAUGGGUCUGGAAGAGAAUGUGAGAUGGAUGUUGAUCAGACUGUUCCAUCAGAUAACACUGUUGAAGAAGAAGAAAAAGAAGUUAGUUUGAUUAAAGAGCUGGAGACAAAUAGUGUUUCUUUAGGCUUUGGUCAGUUGGAAGAAGUUGCUGAUAGUGUUGAUGAAUUAAAAAGUGUAAAUGAGUCUCUUUUAAACCGUAUUAGAAAGGCACUUUCAGAUGAUCAGGAGAAUUAUCCUACUAACAGUCAAACUGAUGAAAUGAAGGACAUUGGAUAUGAUGAUUCAACCUCUCAAAGUAUUGUCACCACAGUGAACUCAGCUGGUUUAUCAAGUGCUCAAACUAUAGAUUUAGAUGAUGACUUUUCAAAUGUGUCAACUAACAAAUCUGUUUUUAUUACUCAAGAUGUUGACAUCUCAGAGACCCAAUCCACUUGCAAAAGCAGUAGCGAGGGAAAAACUUCUAGUUCUUCUAAAAGUAUGAGGGAAAUUAUGGCCUCUAUGAAUGAUAUUGUUUCUUCUCUCAACAAGAAGUAUCAAAUAUUGGGGACUAAAUCUAAUUUUGAGAACUUAUCUGAUUUGAGACUAGGUGUAGGAAAGAUUCCUGAGUCUGCUACUCUUCUUCCUUCUGACAAAAUUCUUUCCAGCCCUUUUGUUGAACAAAGUCAGAGACGUAUGCAGGAAAGAUUACAUGGAACACCAGUGGAAAAGAGCGGCAAUUCGUGUGGCAGUAGAGAACAUGAUAGCAGUGAUUCUGAUCUCGAAAUAGUUGCUGAUGGUGAUAGAAGUAAUUGUACUUUGGUGAGAACAGUUUCGUCACCUUCUAGUCGUGAAAGUGGUUCAUUAAGAAGUGAGAGUGACUCAGAGAGAGAGGAUUUCAGUGAUGAAAGAUCAUCAUAUCGCAGUAAUGACAACAGUCGCAAACAUCGGCGUCGUAGUUGUAGUGAGGAUUAUAGUUCUGAUGAUGGAUCUCAUCACUUUGAUAAGAAGCACACAAAUACCAUGAAUAAGAAGCAGCAAGUUGAUAGUGAUGAUGAAGAUCAUGUCAACCUCAAGAAACAGUACGAUAGUGAUGAGUCUAAUGGCGCUAGUAACCAUUCUUAUCAAAAUAGUGAAGAUUACAUAAGUGGGGAGGAAGAAAUAGAGGAAGAAGAAAAUGAAGAAGAGGAGGAAGAGGAGGUCCAGGCAAUAUCUUCAGACGAUUCAAGAGAGCAAGAGAAUACCAAUCAUCUGAUUGAUAAUUCUAAUUCAGAACCACCUUGUCUUCUUAGUAAAAACCCAUUUACUAUUACGGAUAAUAGCAGUGAUUUGAACCUACCAGCUGCUAGUUUUGCUGAAGAUUCUGCUCACAAUGGUCUGCAUACUGAGGAUGAUUACGGAUCAGAGAGAAAUCUUAUAAGUUUAGACAAUUUAAAUAAUCCUUAUGAGUACUAUGGACAAGAUGCAGGAGUUGAUCAUGAACCUCUUUACUCAGAGUGUUCGGAAGUUAGUGCUGUCCAACCUGCUGAUGUUUCAAGUGAGCUGGUGACGAUUAAUAGUGAUGUUGAACCUGUUGCCGAAGAGAGAGACCAUGUUUUUUUAUCAAGCUAUAAUCAAACCUGCAAUCCAAAUAUUAAUGAAGUGGAGGUUGGUGGGGAUGAAGGUGAAGUGAGCAACGAGUCGUUAGCUGACCACAGUGAAGGCACUCUCGUCUCCUCUUCUGAGGAUGGGGAGCAUGAUGACGAUCAUGAUAACUCAACUAUUGAACAUGGUGAUGAUGAAGAAGAAGAAUAUGGCGGCGAAGAAGAGGAAGAAGCUUUAGGUGAAGAAGAGGAAGAACCUUUAGGUGAAGAAGAAGAAGAACCUUUAGGUGAAGAAGAGGAAGAACCUGUUGGUGAAGAGGAGGGAGAAGAGGAAGCUGAAGAAAAUGAAGUUGAAUCAGAUGGUGAAAGUGUACCUGAUGAGGACAGUGAUAUAUGUGAGGUAAUUGAUGAUGAUGACUGAAACAUCUAACUGUUAACAAGAUAUUUUCUUCCAAGUAUUUAUUUUUAAUCAUUGCUUUGACCAAACAUUUGUCAAAAAUUUUAUGUCUAAUUAUUUCUCUUUUAUAUUAUGAAGUAGACAUUACAAUUAUAUUUUUUUCUUCUUAAUUUUCCUUUGCCCUUUAUUUCUAUAUGUUAGUUGCAUUUAAAUCAUUUCAAUGUUAAGCUGUCUAAGUAAACCUUUUUGAGUCAUGUAUAUUGAAGAAUUCAAAGUAGGAAAUAUUAUUAGCUGCUUACAUACUCAACUGCUGAAAUUGUUGCAGUUUUUGUUAAAAAGAUCUGGGGGUGCUCAGCAGCUCUGGCUCAGUAUGCUUAGGCUCCUAAUAAUCAUUUGAAGCAUUGACGAGAGCCAGUGAAAGUCUUUUUUGUUUUGUUUUCUUAUCAUCUUAUGGAUUGUCUGUGAUGUUUUUUUAAAAAACUAUUUUUGUAUUAAACAACUUGUACUACAAUAUUUUUUUCAUUGACUGACUCUUUGACUUUUCUUGUGUGGAAGUCUAGUUUUAAUAAAGCUUUUACAUAAGAUA
This is a messenger RNA of Frankliniella occidentalis (western flower thrips), 7996 nucleotides long. RefSeq names its product germinal-center associated nuclear protein (gene xmas). Gene Ontology annotation, cellular component: transcription export complex 2; cytoplasm; nucleus. The transcript is spliced from 26 exons. The coding region runs from base 205 to 7434 and encodes 2409 amino acids. The record is from RefSeq and is a predicted model, not a curated record. NCBI's taxonomy places the organism in Eukaryota, Metazoa, Arthropoda, Insecta, Thysanoptera, Thripidae. Gene Ontology annotation, biological process: mRNA export from nucleus.